AUGAGAGGAAUUUUUGAAUUUAUCGAGUUUGUCCGUGGCAAGACUUCUCCUGGACAACUUUUCCACAUUUGUCCAUGCGGAAAAUGUCGCAACAGAUCUGCCAAUUCUGUAACUUUUGAGGACAUGUAUGUUCACCUGUCACAAUACGGUAUUUGUCCCACACUUGUAGAUAUUCAAGCACAAUGUAACCAGGGCGAGUCUUCCUCUAGUGCCAAUUUUGGGGACCCUGGUGUGAUAAAUUUCUUAAACGAUGCAUUUCCGUCCGCCUCAGCAUACGAUGGAAGUGUUUCACAGGACAACAGCAAUACAACCUUCCCUAAUGUCUCCCAGGUCGGCAGUAGUGACUAUGAUAGUUAUAACAGGCUUAUGCGGCACGCACAGACACCGCUGUACCCUGGAAGUGAGCAUACUAUGUUGGAAACUGUCAUGAAGCAAAUGAGUAUCAAAAAGAAGAGGAACAAGACCGUUGCUUGUUUUAACGAUGACAUUGCACUUCUGAAAGAGUUGCUUCCUGCUGACAACAACUGUCUGGAAAAUUAUGACAAGGUCAAAAGCAUCUUGAGUGAGUUCGGUCUUGAGUACAUCAAGAUAGAUGCAUGUGUCAAUAACUGCAUCCUGUACUACAAAGGUUAUAAGGAUGCAUUGGAGUGCCCACACUGCUAUGAGCCGAGGUAUGAAUCCCACGCUCGUUCUAGACAGACAGGCCCCAUUCUUAGGAAGGUUCUUCGCUAUUUCCUAUUGGGUCCUCGUCUACAACGUCUCUACAUGUCUUCACAUACGUCCAAACAUAUGAGAUGGCACCACGAAAGGCACCAGCAGAGGCCGGAUAGGCCUACGGUAGAUCCGGAUAAUCUCACACACCCCUCUGACGGGGAGGCUUGGAAUCACUUUGACCGUUCAUUUCCUGAUUUUGCCUCUGAAUGUCGAAAUGUCAGACUUGGACUAGCAACAGACGGAUUCAAUCCUAUUGGAGACAUGAAUAACUCUUACGGUAUAUGGCCUGUGAUAACAUUUCCGCUCAACUUGCCUCCAAACAUGUGCAUGAGGACGGAGUAUAAUUUUCUUACUCUGUUAGUUCCGGGCAAGUAUUCUUCAGGAAAAUGCUUGGACGUGUACAUGAGGCCAUUAAUCGACGAGCUCCUGCAGUUAUAUGAAAAUGGAAUCCAUACUUUUGACAGGUAUAGUAAGACUUACUUCUUCAUGAGAGCAGCGGUUCUUUUUACCGUCAAUGAUUUUCCUGCUUACGAGAUGAUGUCUGGUCAAACUACCCAUGGAUACAAAGCGUGCCCUGUAUGUAUAGACGAGGUCAAUUCCAGUCAUCAUACCCACAGAGUUGUUUACUUAGGAUCCCGUAGAUGGCUUCCACCAGAUCACCCGUGGCGGUACGAUGCACAACCAUUUGAUGGGACUGUUGAGCAAGGCCCGAAACCCGAAGGGAGGUUUGGUCAAUGGAUUCUGGAUAUGCUGAACCAGCACUGGUUUGGAAUUUUGAGCAGCUCUAGGUAUGUAAACGACCAAAAUCCUCCCACCCCUGAAGAGUUUAAGUAUUGGACACACAGGAGUUCAUUCUUUGAGUUGCCUUACUGGUCGACGUUGAAGAUCAGACACAACUUAGACGUUAUGCACAUAGAGAAGAAUGUUUGUGACAGCAUCCUUGGAACAAUUCUAGACAUCAAAGACAAGACCAAAGACACCGCCAAAGCUCGUGCUGACCUUGAAAAGAUGGGUAUACGUCGAAAGCUAUGGAUAAAGCUGAACAAAUAG
Messenger RNA from Fragaria vesca subsp. vesca, 1764 nucleotides. RefSeq lists its product as uncharacterized. The record is from RefSeq and is a predicted model, not a curated record. The coding region runs from base 1 to 1764 and encodes 587 amino acids. NCBI's taxonomy places the organism in Eukaryota, Viridiplantae, Streptophyta, Magnoliopsida, Rosales, Rosaceae. The transcript has a single exon.